GCCGGGCGUCAACACAGAAACAUAUUAUUUUAGUGCAUAAAAAUGUGCAGUUUUAUUUAUAUAACAACACAAAAGCAAUGUUUUAGCUAUCUCUCAAUUUCGAUAUCGUUAAUCUUCCACAAUUACUCGGUUAUUUUUUUAAAAUUAUCAUUAUUAAAAGGGUUCUAGAAGAAAAUGGCCCUUUUUCAUUUGAACUAAAGAACUUUGCCCACUAUAAAAAACAUGUAAAUUAGUUAUAGAGAUAAUAUUAAAUUAGAUAUCAAUAUUUCUUGAAGAUAUACAACGAUAUUGAAAUUUCCGAUAUCGCUUUGAACUAGCCUUCACCUGCAGUUCCAUCGGAACUUAUUAGAGGAUUUGCAAAAAAUUGCUGAAGAAAAUAUUUUCAAUAUAAAGUGCACUUGAAAACUAAUAAUCUUAUUUCGUUUUUUUAUCGAAAAAUCAAUACGUAUUUAUUCUAGCAAGCGCCAAAUCUCUCAUUUCGGUAACAAUUCUUUUUUUAUUCAUUUUAAAAUCAAUUAAGAUCCAGAAGUUGAAUGUUUAAUUUCAUAAAAGUAUUUCGUAGAUAUAAAAAGUUCAAGCCCAUCUAAUUUGAUUAACCCUUUCAAGACUAUUCUUGCGAAAAUGCGACAUUUUGUUUUGAUGUAGAAAGAACUUUAUGGGAAAAAAGGUGAAACAUUUCUGCUUAAACAAAUCAGAUGUUUUCCAAUGUUGACUAUUACUUCAAUUUCAAAUAUCACAAUGGCUUAAUUUCAUAUCAAAAUAUACAUACAUUACUUGAUCUAUUUAAUGAAAACACUUCUAUGCUGACUCUAAUUGCUGUAAAACAAAUUUUUUUAUAAGCAGCAAAUGUUAAAUGACCAAACUUUUCGCAUACAUUUAAAAAUCUCGAUGGAGGCGUUUAGAAAUUAUGGUAUUUUUUCCUAUGAAAAGUUUGGGUAGUAAAAUUUUGCAAGUUUUACUAUUUAAUUCGCUGCCAAUUUAUUAAAACUCUUCCAGAUAGUGGAGCAGUUGGCAAUCCUGUAUAUAAGAUUGGUGAAACCGGGAAGCAAUCCACCAGAAUGUGCAGACAGCCGUGAGGGAGAAUACGUUGCCCAUUCGAUUCAAUGCUAUUCACCUUGUCAAUGAAUCACCUGCACUUAGAUAUUUAUUCAACAUCUUGAAGAUCUUCCUAUCUGAAAAAAUAAGGAAUAGGAUCCACUUCCAUGGGAGCGAUAUGAAACAAAGUACAUACCUAAGGAAUCCUGAAUACGGUGGCGAUAACUAUUGACUUUGUUAAAAAAGGAGAUUAGCUUUAGAAAAAAUUCAGUGACAUGCUUCAGAAUUUUUGAUAUAAUGUGGGAAAUAAAAAAAUCUCGCUGUUAAUGGUAUGGAAACAUAACUCUUCUGCGACGUUUCUGAGGGAAGAUGUUGUCCAUACGUACCUGCAGACUAUCGUCAUAAAAUAUUUAAAACUCCUCAUGAAUUAUCCCACCCUGGUGUAACAGCUAUUGUCAAGUUGACUGGAGAACGUUACGUGUGACCUAACUACAAGAGGGGAGUAGCUGAAUGGUCUCGAUGCUGAGAAGCAUGUCAAAAAAGAUAGGCAGACAAGAGAUAGACAAAAUAAAAUGUUUCUUUUCUGAAAAGAAUGAACCUCUUCUCUUCACGCGGCGACUAAACCAAGAAUCACGACAGUUCUUAGAGCAAACAGGAGAGGGGGUCUGGAAAUGCUUUGAUUGGAUAACAGCGAACCGGAGAACGAGUCACAUGAUGGGGUUGCUGGUUUCUGAAAGUAACGAUUAUCAACUAUGGAAAGGAGCUAUGACAAUAGGAUGGCAGCUAAUGGUUUCUUGCCUUACAAGAUGGGUUACCUGACUGAUUGGAUGACAAAAAAACCAGAGGAAGAACUAAAUGAAACUGAAGAAAAUAGAGCUCAGGCUCUCGCAGAACUCAGGAAAUUGAUAGCAAAAGAAAGAAACCUGGCUAUUUGGACUGAUGACUCUCACUUGUUGCAGUUCCUACGAGCAAGAAAAUUUGAUCCCGAAAGAGCUAUGGAACUCGUUCGCAAUUUAUAUGCAAUGUUUAAGGAUAAUCCUGAUAUAUAUCCUAUGCUCCUUGACACAAGUAUAGCAAAUACUGUUUGUGGGACAAAUGUUGGAGGUGCUUUUCCCUAUAGACAUAAGGAUGGGGGUGUCGUCAUUUUCAUGAGAGCUGCCAAUUGGGAUCCUGAUCAAAUUCCAAUCCAGCUAGCUGUCUUAUCUUUGACAGCUCUGUUGCUAUCUCUUUUAGAAGAUCCAGCUACUCAAGUUUGCGGAGUUCACGUUGUAUAUGGUGGUGAAUAUAAGCUGAGUCAUCUACGUGUGAUCAGUGUGAGAUACAUAAGGUUGAUCUCAAGAAUAAUUAGAAAUACUAUGCCCAUUCGAUUCAAUGCUAUUCAUAUAGUCAAUGAAUCACCUAUCUUAAGAUAUGUUUUCAACAUUUUCAAGAUCUUCUUGUCUGAAAAAAUAAUGACUAGGAUCCACUUCCAUGGGAACAAUAUGAACCAAUUACAUGAAUACAUACCUAAAGAAAUUCUACCUCCUGAAUAUGGUGGCAAUAAUAUAAAUUACUCUGCAAGUGAGUCAUCCUGCAAGAACGAUUUGUCGCAGAUUGUUCUAAUAUUGACAGUGACCUUCCUCGUGCUGAAACUAUCAGUAUGGCAAAUUUCAUCGCUUUCUGUUGGGUGGUUUAGGAGUCUAUAAAGGA
Molecule: messenger RNA, 2724 nt
Organism: Parasteatoda tepidariorum (common house spider)
Lineage: Eukaryota; Metazoa; Arthropoda; Arachnida; Araneae; Theridiidae
Product: alpha-tocopherol transfer protein-like
Source: RefSeq, a predicted model, not a curated record